UGGUUCCGUGUUCAAGGCUAGCGUCACCCGGGCUAGGGCGGACGGUCGUACCCGAAAGCCGAGCUAGAGUUUGCGGCGGGCCGGGAAGGCUGCUCACGGCCCGGGGGGGGGCCUCUCCUGGCUUUGCAGCCCGCUGCAGCUUCCCCGCCCCCGGGACUGUCCCGAGCCGGCUCUGCUGGGGGCUGGUAGCCCGCUGGGCGGAGGCCACGCCACGGAUCGCCGCCUUCUGUCUCGCCGCACAACUUCCUCUCCCAGGGAACUGCGCGGCGGCCGGGCCGGGGCGGACGCGGAGCCGCGUCUAGAGCGGGCCGGGCCGGGCCAGGCGCGGGGCCAUGGAGAGCCCCGCCGUCACCUUCACUUUGGCCUAUCUGGUGUUCGCCGUCUGCUUCGUGUUCACCCCCAACGAGUUCCGCUCGGCCGGGCUCACCGUGCAGAACCUGCUGGCCGGCUGGCUGGGCAGCGAGGACGCGGCCUUCGUCCACUACCACCUGCGGAGGAGCACGGGCACCAUGCUGGCCCACGGCCUGCUGCCGCUCGGUUAUUACAUUGGCAUGUGCUUUGCAGCACCAGAGAAACAGCUUUUUUAUUUUUACCAGGCCUCAGAAGGCUGGAAAAUAUUCUUCUUGCUGGCUAUUCUUGCUCCAACAGUCACUGGCAUCCUGGCAUAUUACUGGUCACAGAACGGCUGGGAUAACCAUCCUUUAGCUCGAACACUUGCCUUUCAUGCUCUUCCACAGUCUGGUUGGCGAGCAGUGGCUUCUUCCAUCAAUACAGAAUUCAGGAGGAUUGACAAGUUUGCUACUGGAGCACCAGGAGCAAGAGUGAUUGUUACAGACACUUGGGUGAUGAAAGUGACCACCUACAGUUUACAUGUUGCCCAACAGCAGGACAUUCAUCUGAUGGUGACAGAUUCCAGACAACACGAACUCUCACCUGAUACAAACAUGCCCGUGCAGUUCCUCACCAUCCGCGUUGCCAGUAUUAAUCCCUAUGUGAAAGCUUUUGAUAUCCGGUUGAACUCCACAGAGUAUGGGGAACUACGAGAGAAACUUCAUGCUCCAAUCCGUAAUGCAGCUAAUGUUGUGAUCCAUCAGAGCCUCAGUGACUUGUUUCUGGAAACCUUUACAUCGCUGGUGGAAAUUAAUCAGACAUACCCUGUUCCUAGCAAUCAGGAGCUCGAGCCAUGUAUAGGGUGUAUGCAGACUAAUGCAAACAUCAAGCUUGUUAAAAAUUGCCAAGAGCCAAACGAAGGAGAAUGCCAGCAAUGUUACUGUCGUCCUAUGUGGUGCCUGACUUGCAUGGGGAAAUGGUUUGCCAGCCGGCAGGAUCAGCAGCACCCAGAGACCUGGCUAUCAAGCCAAGUGCCUUGUCCAACCUGCCGAGCCAAGUUUUGCAUUUUAGAUGUUUGCAUAAUACAAUGAAUAAUCUUGGUACAAUUCACCUUUUGAAAUCUGAAUGUAUUCACAGCAGGGUUGGAUGCAAGCCCCAUUAGAUUUGUUUCUUGCUCUUCUGUUUCUGAAGAGGUAAAAGCUCUGGAGUUUUCUUCUUCAGAGCCCUGAGAAUGGCAACCCAACAUUUUGUUUUCAUUUUUUCCCACUUCACAAAUGUGUUCUCAGUUUUUAUUCACUAACAUAACAGUUAAAAUUUUAGAUUGUUGAGUUUUGUGGGGGUUUUUUGGCUUUUCAUUUCCAAACUCUUGGAUGCACUUUAAACCAAUAAUAGUGCCCUAUUUGCUUCCCUUAUAUCAGAGGUGAAAACCUGGUAAACUAAUUUUAAGUGCUAUUCUAGUUACAGGAUUAAGCAUUGGUGUUUAAUGAUUCUUUAGCUAAGGGCUAAUUUUCCUUUAUAAUAAGAUGUACUAAGCAGGUUGCUAUUGCUAAGGAUAGUCGGCUCAAAUUGCAACCUAGCUUGCUUCAUCUUGAAUCCGUUUGUAAAGUCCAUGUUAAUCUUUGUGGGCUUUCCUCAAAACAGAUGUCUCAGUGUUGUGUUUUUCCUUUCCACCAAAACAGGCCCUCAGAUCAACUACUAUAGACAUCGAGGAACUCCCAAAGUUGUGUAACUUCUGCAGGGAGCUUAGCACAAAGAAGAAUAGAAAAUACAAAAUAAUUUGUUUCCAGAUAUAUUUAGUAUACAAGGAAGCUCAUUCAAAAAGUGUCGUUUAUUCAGUUCAUUAACCUGAAGUGCUCUUGGUGCUGUUUAGAGCAUCUUAUAGCUAAAGAUAAUUUUUCCCUGUUUGGAGUCUCAACACUCUCUAGCUAACGUUAAGCAUGACUUGUCUAUAUUUGGAAGGAGAGCAGUGAUCAUCUCAAUUUUCUGAGUAAUCCAAAAGAAUGUUCAGCUGUGUCAAAACCUGUAGCUUUUUCCAGUCAACUGCUUUUCCAAAUGAAUGGGAUGUCAGGACUGGAUAAGAACGUGUAGCCAUGCUGACUAUUUCAGAUAUGACCAUUAUUAGUGAAAUAGGUUUUGGUUUGGUUUUCUGCUUUAUUUUGAAGCCUGAUAAUAAACAUUUAUCACUGCUUUAACAUGAAUAGGAGAAUUUUGCAUACCUCUUAGCAUGUGUCCCCACCAGGCUCGUUUGUCAGCAGGUUUUGCACUGUUGGUAGCAGUGGCUGAAGCUGUAGUAUAGACAGAGUGUGGAUUAGACAACACAGUGGUAAAAAUGCCUGUGCUUUCCUAUACUACAGCUUCCACAAUGGAGCUGCACCAAUGCAGAAAGUCUCGAGAUUUUCCUGGUGCAGACAAGACCUUAGUACUAGCGCCUGUGUGGCCUUGUCUACUCUGGCACUUUCCUUAAAACCUCCCACUGAUGCAGCUCCACAAGGGGUAGAUAGUAGCAGUGGGAGUGUAGACAAGGUGCUAGCAGUCGCCAGCAUUUGAAUCACUGUAGGUCAUGUAGGACCACUUUGAGCAGAAGUAGAUGGCGUAGUGUAAAAAAUAAUAGCAGCCACUCUACACUAGAGAUCUCACCAUUGUUAACAAUUAUGCUUUUAAGAAUUAGAUUUUUGUUGGUAAAUGUCAGUAAAUGUUGUUUUCAUCAUACAUGCACAAACUGAUGACAAAAUAUGUCCAACAAUACUAACUGAAAUUUAUAGAUAGGCAAAGUGAGAAAAAUGCUGCUUGAGAACUUAUUAGAGUCCCACCUCAAUGUGUAUAAAGCAUGUUGUAAUGCUGGCUUUAACGGAGCUGGAGCAAGAAUGCCAUUUCGGUAGCCUUAACUUUUUGAAUCUCAACAUCUACUGUCAUAAAAUAAUUAUUGUCUGGACCACCACCACCCUCUUCUCUCCCUCCCUGCCUCACUCCCUCCCCGCCCCCUGCCAUUUCCUGAAAAGGUGAACAUUUAAAUAGAAUCAUAGAAUAUCAGGGUUGGAAGGGACCGCAGGAGGUCAUCUAGUCCAACCCUCUGCUUAAAGCGGGACAAAUCCCCAGACAAUUUUUUUUUUUUUUUUACCCCAGAGCCCUUAGUGGCCCCCUCAAGGAUUGAACUCACAACCCUGGGUUUAGCAGGCCAAUGCUCAAACCAAACAAAUAAAAAUAUUUUAAAAAAAGCUUAAAAAUAAACGUCUGUAUUAUCUGCCAAAAUUAUUUAAAAAACAAAACAAUUCUGCCAAGCAUAGUAAUACAAGCAGUGAGCUGCAACAGAGAGAGAUUUCAUUUAAACUUUGGUGUAUCCACAGCCUGUGUGAUAUGUAGACACAAACCAGGCAUGUCAAGAACUGGUUACAAAUAUAGUUAAAACUUGUAUUGUGGACAGGUUUAAGGGCACUUAGAAAUGGCAUAUAGACCUCUUUUUUGUUUUAAUAUUCAUAUAUAUAAACUGCCAGACUAUUUGUAUUUGGGGAAAAUACUCCCUUGAGCAUGCAUCACAACUAUUAGGCAUUCACUCUUUACUAUGAAAUACUGGCUACUUUUUAUACUAUAAAUUAAUAAUGAUGAUUUUCCUGGGUUUCAUAUUUCAGCUGUUUCAGAUUGUAUGUAAUGGAAACUUGACACAGAGGCUGACCAUGUGGAUCUGAAUCUCUUUCGUAAAAAAUUGCUAACUGACAUCAGUGUUUUAUUUGACUAGAAUCAAAUUGAAUUCCUUAACUUCAGGCUUGUGCUACGUCUGGAAAAAAAAUCACAACACUAACUAAUAAUUUAAAAUACUCUCCAGUAGUUUGUGGGGAGGUUAUUUUGAAGUGACAUUUACAGUAUUCUUUUAGCCUAUAUUACACAGUCUUAGUGGGCUGAAUUCUGCUCUCUGAUAGGUGUGUGCAUUUCCCCUCUGUAAUAAUUUUUGCAGAUAAGGAUACUUUAUUACCGUAUUUAUUUCAAUCAAGUUUGCACAACGCAGUUGUAAGGCGGUGUGGUCUUUGAUAGAGUAGGUGUAGCAGGGAAAUGGGAGUCUGAACUUGGCUCUCCCACUGACAGUCACUCAAUUUCUAUGUUUGUUUUCCCAUUUGGAAUAAUAAUCUUCUACUGGAGAGGUGUUAUGAAGCUUAAUUCAUAAGGGAUGUAAGAUCCUUGGAUGAAAAGCACUAUAGAAUUGCAGAGUAUUUCUUAAUAAAGUAAAAAUAAGAUGAUUGCCAGUAUGUCUUUUUAAUAAGCUUUCUUAUCUGAGCAGCUUGCUCAAGAGAUUCAUUGUAUAUUUCUUUACUUUUUUAACUAUAAAAAGCCUCUCUUUGAGGUGAUUGGAAGUUUUAAUUUCAGUGAAUCUUUGUGUCGUAAGAAUAGAGCUUAGUAAUACUUUAUAAUAUUGUAGUAUACCAAAUGUACUAAUACACAUAAAUGUAAAAUAUUCUUGCAUGUUUUAAGGGUAGUGCUGUAUCUAUAGAAGUACAGUGUUUUUCAAAUGUGGCCACAUGUGGUCACCAGAGUGUUUUCCUGUGGCCAUGACAGCCACCUGGGCAGAGAUGGGGGAGGGGUCAAACAGAAGCCCAUUCCUGCAGUGUCCAGGUGCUCUAGGAGAGGGCAUCUCCUCUCCUCCUUCCCCCUUCAGCUACAGGACUCCAGAGGUUGCCUUCAGCCCCCUCUGGGGCUCUGGCAGUGGGCUCCAUGCUUCAGACCCUCCCCCUGCCAAUCUUCAGCUGAGGGGCUCUGGCUUUCACCCCUCCCCUGGCUGAUGAGGCUUCAGGCCCCCUCCCACCCUCCCUUGGCUCCAGUCUGGGCUUCAGCUCAGGGCAAUGGGGCUUCAGCAGGGCUGGCCUUACCAGGCAUCGUGGUCAAGAGGCAUGGAGUGGGAUGAACCUGGGGUGUGAGGCCUGAGGGUGGGGGGGAAUGAUUGGGAGCCUGGGGAGGGAUCUGUGGGGCCUGGGGGUGGCAGCAGGGGCUGAGACACCAAAAUGCAACUGUAUGUUAUUUUUAUUGAGUCUGGAACCCUCCAUAAAUAAAUUACAAUGAUUUGGACAUGCA
Messenger RNA from Gopherus flavomarginatus (Mexican gopher tortoise), 5388 nucleotides. RefSeq names its product transmembrane protein 129, E3 ubiquitin ligase (gene TMEM129). Gene Ontology annotation, molecular function: ubiquitin protein ligase activity. Lineage: Eukaryota; Metazoa; Chordata; Testudines; Testudinidae. Gene Ontology annotation, biological process: protein ubiquitination. The record is from RefSeq and is a predicted model, not a curated record. The transcript has 4 exons. Gene Ontology annotation, cellular component: endoplasmic reticulum; membrane. The coding region runs from base 333 to 1421 and encodes 362 amino acids.